GAAAAGAAGAGUACGGCGUGACGUGUUUGGGAAAAUCCCGGAGUGUUUUACUCUUUAACUGCGCGACCACAUAAAGUUCACCGUGACGCGCUGGCAGAGCGCAGAAGGAGCUGCUUCCUUUUUCCCUGAAAACUACUCGUGAGCAUACAAAAUAAAACAGGAACUAAAAAUAAUCUGAAUGGCGCAACGAGCAGCUGAGCUGGUGGGACUGCUGACUGUCCUUUUUGAAGUUCAAAGAAGCUUGGAGCUGCAAGUGUCCACCAUGUCUCCAGUGGAGGCCCUUCUUCAUUCGGAUGCCGUGCUGCCCUGCACCUUCUCACACGGCAGCAGCACGCUUAGGUUGGACCUGCUGGCGGUCAUCUGGAGAUGGGGUGACACCGUGGUGGCCAGCUAUGGACUGAAAGACGAUCUGUCUACGCCCAGGGCACGUCUGUCUGACGCUGAGCUGCGCCGUGGGAAUGCGUCCCUCCUUCUCAGCAACGUCACCAUCGCUGACCAGGGCCUGUACGAGUGCAGCAUCAUCUACCCGCCCGAUCAAUCAAAUGGCAUCGUGGAGCUCAAGGCUGUUAAUCCACCAAAGAUAUCAAUCAAGUCACGGCUUGUCACCCCCAACACCACCAACACCCUGCAGUGCACCUGCUCCGACUUCUACCCUGGCACCAUUAAAAUCUCAUGGCAAAGAGCCGAAGAAGUGAUCAGGGCACCAAGGGAGGAGCGGGCAGAACCAAAUGAGAACAGAACCUUCACAGCGACCAGUUACCUCCUCUUCACCCCGAGCUCCAAGGAUGCCAACGUUACCUUCUCCUGUGUGGCACAUCAUGCGGCAAUGAAGCAACCCGAGAGAGCCGACUUUCAGUUGGAAUUCCGAAGGCGCCCGCAAAUCAGAAUCACCCCGUCCAUUUUAACUCCUGACAAAAAACAAACGCUGACCUGUGAUGUGGACGGUUUUUACCCAGAAGGCAUUGCAGUGAGCUGGGUCGUCAAAGGAGAGGAGAUCUCAUCUAGUAAAGUGAGGCGCAAAGCCGACGGCAACUACCGAAUGGCCGAGCACUACAUCCUGACACCGGGCGAGACGGACGCGGGGCAGGUGCUUAGCUGUAAAAUAUGGCAGGAAGGCUUUGAGUACCCACUGAUCGAGGAGUUCACCGUCAGACUUGAAGAUAAAAGUUCAUUUCAGCCGGCACUGAUUGGGGCGAUGUCUGCUGUAAUAAUACUGGCGCUUGCCUCUGGGAUUGGAUAUCUGAUAUGGAGAACUGUGCAAAAGCAGAAACUGAUUGUCUCAGACAUCAUUGUACCCACCAAGAUCAAGGUGGGGAAGAAAGUGUGCCUGACCUGCUCCAUCGAAGGGUUUGACCUCAAAGGCGUGACGGCAAAGUGGUUGGUGAACGACGCCCUCAUUUCGAAAGAGGUUUACCGCGCCGAGACGGACAACGCCGACCAGAGCAUUCUGCUGCCUACAGGAUACAGGACUGAGAUUCAAACGAUUCAUUUUGCGGAGCGUGGCGGGAAAGAACAAUUUCUGAGUUUCCUUCACUUUGUUGCCAGCAUCCGGGAGCACGAGGGAGCCGAGUUCAAGUGCCAGGUGUCAAAGACAGACGAGAAAAUGGCCGAUGAGAAGAAAACGAAAGUGCACCUCACAGGUUCCUCGAAUUGCUGAUGGUUGGCACCCUUUGGUUGGACUGGGACGCCACACUUGAAGAAGCUAAUGGCUGAGGAUUGUUUUGUGAAUUUAGAAAGUGAAGACUCAGGGCAGAGCUGAACAGCUUGGAUCUCAAACUCUUCCAUCUUGGUUUGGAAGCCUGACCUUGGAGUCUGUUAUCAAAGAGUCACCUCAUCACAGCCAUCUGAGUGGUCAGAUUUCACCAUCCAGUAAGCUCACAUUGCGGGCUGUCCCUUGGGCCCUUAGUGGACUUCCACACCUUUUUGUCACCUGCAGCGUCCGGUCACUCUCUGCCAACAAGAGGUCAGCAUUUUCAUUAGCUGACGUGCUGGAAAUAGAAAUGAUGGCUGACAAGGAAAGUUCAUCAGUAGUUGCAAAACCAAAGAGGCUGGUUUCUGUGGACCCACUCCUUGGGACUCAAGAAUGAUGAAGUUUACUCAAACAGCAUCUACUUUUGUACUUAAACAGGAAAUAAAGUUUGGCAUUCAAAUUUUCAAUGUGCAAUCUCCAAGAUCUCUGCUCUCUCUGAAAUGAAAAGCUGAGCUUCUGCAUGCCAUCUCACCCACGUGCCUAUCGUUGAAGUGCCCGUGUAAUGUGGUCACGGCAGCACUGUAGAAUCACCAGUAUCUGCAGAAUGAUGUCCACCAGGGCCAGCAGACUGACCACAGUCCAGUUGAACCACUGACUCUGCAGCCAUCCAGACUGAGUCAUUCCAGACUGAGUUAUAGCUGUGAGGAGAAGAACACAAUGGGAUUAAGAGCGACAAAUUGUAAAUUCGACAGUGACAGGUCCAAUGGCCUUGCUGAUAUAAAGCCUUCACCCCAAAAGUCAAAUCUGAAAUCUGCAAUAAAUCCACCCCACAAAAAAACAAACAAGGGUGAGACUCCACAUUUGAGCUUUGAUUUGAACUUUAUAACAAACUAGCAAAAUACCCGUGCUUCGCAGUGGCGAAGUACUACCUUAAAAUUUUUAUUAAGAA
Molecule: messenger RNA, 2639 nt
Organism: Polypterus senegalus (gray bichir)
Lineage: Eukaryota; Metazoa; Chordata; Cladistia; Polypteriformes; Polypteridae
Product: cell adhesion molecule 4-like
Exons: 7
Coding region: 179-1657 (492 amino acids)
Source: RefSeq, a predicted model, not a curated record